GUAGCUAAUUGUCCUUAGUUCUUAAAUCAGUAGCUUUUUCUUAAAUAUAAGUAUAUGAUCGUGUCUUGUUUUUCAUAGCGUCUCUUGUUAAGUCAGUUUCUUUAAUGCAAGUUUAUGAUCGUUUUGUUUAUAUUCAAUAGCUUCUUCUCAUUCUAUGUUUGUUAUCUUGCAGUGAUAAUGUCUGACGCUGGAGCUGGAACAUCUCGGGGAGGGUCUCAAGGAGGACAACAAGCGGAUCCGGGAAGGAAGUAUGGAAUCAUGGUUAACAACAACAUCAACCACUGGAAGUGUAUCUUCUGCAACAAGGUGUUAACUGCUGGAGUUUCACGGUUGAAACAACACCUUGUUGGCGGGCACAAGAAUGCAAAGAAGUGUCCGGUCUGUCCAGAACAUGUCAGAGCUGAGCUGGGGAACUACAUGGCCGUAAGAGCUGCAGAAAGAGCUGCUCAGUCAAUGAGGUACGAAGCUGCAGUGAAUGAAGAUGAUGUGGAAGAGGUGGAUGGUGAUCAGCCAGUUCGUAAGGUUGCCAAGAGGAAGAACCGUGGUCCUUUGGACAAGUUCGUGAUGUCAUUGCCUCCAGACAUCCUGAAAGGAAGAAAGGAUAGGAAAGCAGUGUUUGGAGCUUCUGACAAAGAUUUAAGAGACAAAGUGUGUGGAGGCAUAGCAAGGUGGUUUUACGAUGCUGGGAUUGCUUUCAAUGCUGCCUCACAUGACAGUUUCAAGCAGAUGACAAAUCUAAUUGGGCAGUAUGGGAUGGGGUUAAAGCCUCCUUCGAUGUAUGAGCUACGGUUCCCGCUGCUUCAAAAUGAAGUAGCCAAUGUUGAAGCUGAGCUGGUUCCUAACAGAGAGGAGUGGGCAGUGAAAGGAUGCUCGAUCAUGUCUGAUGGAUGGCGCGAUUCCGUGGUGCAGAAAGACAUAGUGAACUUUCUGGUUAACUCACCAAAAGGCUCUGUGUUCAUCAGGUCAAAAGAAGUUUCUGAAGUCGUCAAAGAUGCUACGCUGCUGUUCAAGCUACUUGAUGAUAUGGUUGAAGAAGUUGCAGAGAAGAAUGUGGUUCAGGUUGUUACUGAUAAUGCCUCCAACUACGUGAAGGCUGGGAGACUUUUGGAAGCAAAACGUCCACAUCUGUUUUGGACUCCUUGUGCUGCACACUGCCUUGAUUUGAUGCUGGAGGAUAUUGGCAAGAUAGAGGCAGUGAAGAGUGCGAUGAAGAAGUGCAUGUUCAUCAAUGCUUACAUCUAUUGCCGUGUCCCACUUGUGAACAUGAUGAGGAGGUUCACAGAUCAAAGGAACUUGCAUAGGCCCGCUGUAACAAGAUUCGCAACAUCUUUCAUCACUCUGUCUCAGUAUCAUCGUCAGCAAGCUAAUUUGAAGAAGAUGGUGACCUCGGAGGAGUGGGACGAAUCGAAGUGGCCUAAGGAAGCAGGAGCAAGGAAGCUGAAGCAGUAUAUUCUUCAAGAGAGCUUCUGGAGGAACAUUGCUUAUGCGUUGAAGAUAAGCUCUCCAUUGGUGAAGGUGCUUCGGAUGGUUGAUGGUGAGAGGAAGCCACCGAUGGGGUACAUCUACGCUGCUAUGGAUAGGGCGAAAGAAGCUAUUGCUAAAAGCUUCAAAGGGAAGAAAGAGAAGUAUGAGAAGGUGUUUGAGAUGAUAGACAAGCGAUGGGACUGUCAGCUUCAUCAACCACUUCACGCUGCAGGUUAUUUCCUCAAUCCAGCUAUUCAUUACGGACAUGUUGCUGAUGUUUGUUGUGAGGAAGUGGAAACUGGACUGUACCAGUGCAUCACAAGGUUGGUUCGAGACAGUGUGACUCAAGACCGAAUCAUGGUAGAGCUUGAAGUGUUUAAGAAUGCUAGUGGACUCUUCGGUCUUCCCAUGGCCAUUAGGCAGAGAGAGUUGAAGUCACCAGCUGAGUGGUGGUCAAGCUACGGGAGUUCAGCUCCUAAUCUUAGAGAUUUUGCUGUUAAGGUCCUAAGCCUAAUGUGUAGUGCAUCAGGCUGUGAAAGAAACUGGGGAGUCUUUCAGCAUCUUCAUACCAAGAGGAGGAACAUAUUAGCUCAAAGCCGAUUGAAUGACAUGGUGUUUGUCAAGUACAAUCGUGCUUUGCAGCUGAGGAUGAAGAGAAACGAUGCAAAGGAUCCAAUUCUAUUGGAUGAAAUAGAUGAUAGCAACGAGUGGUUGAUGGGAAAGAUGGAUGGAAACUCUUCCAACGAUGAAGAUGAUGAUUUCGUCCAUGAUGAUGAGGACCUGACUUGGACCAUGGUGAGUGAGGCAGUAGGAGCUGAAGAGCCAAACUACACUACUAGAGGAGCAAAGACUCCUACUUCAGCUAAGAACGACAAAGGAAAAGGAAUAGCAAGCUCUUCAACUCAGAAGAAACGCUAUGGUCCAUCACCUUCUCAGUUGGAGUUGGUUGAUGAAGAGGAUGACAUUGAAGGCGAGGAAGGUGUUGGCUAUGACAGGGAAUUGGAGUAUGAGGAUUCUGAAUCGGAGUAGAGCUUUGUCUACUGGUGUUUCAUUUGCUUUUGAAUUUGGUUUUUUUAAUUUGGUGUUUGCAUUUGGUAUUUUCAGUUGUGUUUUGCUCUAUGAACCUUUGAAUUUUAUUAUAUGGAUUUGGUUUUUUUA
Messenger RNA from Brassica napus (rape), 2622 nucleotides. RefSeq lists its product as uncharacterized. The record is from RefSeq and is a predicted model, not a curated record. Gene Ontology annotation, molecular function: protein dimerization activity; DNA binding. Lineage: Eukaryota; Viridiplantae; Streptophyta; Magnoliopsida; Brassicales; Brassicaceae. The transcript is spliced from 3 exons. The coding region runs from base 115 to 2493 and encodes 792 amino acids.